AAGUCGUCAUGAAAUGGAAGUUGUGAUAGUCUUUUCUUCCCUAUUGUGAGGUAUAUCUGAGUGAAAUGGCUUCUCGAACUAGAAAAAUGUUGGGCAGAACUUCAUCCAUCGGAAAUUGAUUGGAGGCCACUGGAUGGUUGUGGUUUGCUAUUGGUUGAUCUCAUGUGAGUGACAGGUUGCUCCACCCUCACACCAGUAAACAUCAUGAGAGAAAGGUAGAUGUGUUUCUGUAAGACAAAGGGGAAGUUAUUUUGAUUAAAGAUUAUGAGGGCACAUGAAUUAAAAAAAAAAAAAAAAAAUGAUGUGCACAGAUAAAUCAUUCAUGAUCAAUUCUAUAACUGAUAACUAUAAUUGUCAACUAUGAUUUCAUGGUGACUUUAAAGGGUUAGUUCACCCAAAAAUGCAAAAAUGAAAAUUAUCCCAUUAUUUACUCAUCCUCAAGCCAUCCUAGGUGUAUAUGACUAUCUUCUUUCAAUAUGGAUACAUUUCUUACAGAAACGCAUCAAUUCGCUUAAAAAGGCCUUCAUUAACCCACUGGACCUGUAUGGAUUACUUUUAUUAUGGAUGGAUGCAUUUUAUUUUUGCUUCAAAAUGUGUAAAUUGUAAAGCUUUGAGGAGUAAGGAUAUUUUUAAAUAUAUCUCCAAUUGUGUUCAUUUGAAAGAAGAUAGUCAUAUACACCUAAGAUGGCUUGAGGGUGAGUAAAUCAUAGGAUAAUUUUCAUUUUUGGGUGAACUAACCCUUUAAAGUCACCAAGAAAUCGUAGUUGACAAUUAUAGUUAUCAAUUAUAGAAUUUAUCAUGAAUGAUUGAUCUGUGCACAUCUUUUUUUUUUUUUUUUAAUUCAUGUGCACUCGUAAUCUUUAAUCAAAAUAACUUUUUAGGGUGAACUAUCCCUUUAAGCAUAUAAAAGUUUUUUGAUCCACAUCAUAGAUGACAGCAUUCAAACUAUGUUGUAGCAAGAAAUUAAACUAACUGGAGAUAAAAUCAUAGCAGGUGGGUCUGCAUUAAUAUCAGCCCAUGAAUAUUUACGAAGAGGAUGGAAAGUUUGAGCUUUCAGAUCCUGCGUUCUGAUUGGUGGUGGUUGGGAUUUAUGAGCCGUCAAGCUCAGCUGAAGAUCUGUAUAAAGCUGAGGCUGUCAUCAACCUGAAACACAAACCCACAGAAUCAGCAGACGUCUCCUGUUUUGAUCUCCUGUGUUUGGUAUAAUUGCAGACAUGCUUCUGAAAAGUGGAUUUCUUUUGCUCUUCGUUUUGGCUGCAUCUGCGUUUGGAGCAGAUCAAGAACCUACACAACCAAGACGAGCACGAUUCUCAGCCAACAGCCCUACUGAGGUUGCCCGCUGCCUGAAGGGUGCUCUGCAGGUGGGCUGCUCCACCUUUGCAUGUCUGGAAAACUCAACCUGCGACACUGACGGAAUGCACGAGAUCUGUAACAUCUUCUUCCACACAGCUGCUUUGUUCAAUACAGAGGGUCAGACAUUUGUGAAAGAGAGCAUCACGUGCAUCGCCAACGGUAUCACCUCUAAGGUCUUCCAGACCAUCAAACACUGUUCCACCUUCCAGAAGAUGAUUGCUGAAGUGCAGGAGGAAUGCUAUAAGAAGCUUCACAUCUGCAAAGUGGCCCAAUCCAACCCUGAGGCCAUUGGUGAUGUGGUCCAGGUGCCCAGCCACUUCCCAAACAGGUACUACAGCACACUUCUGCAGAGCUUAAUGGAGUGCAACGAAGACACCGUGGAGGUGGUGCGGGCCGGGCUGCUGUCCAGACUGGGACCUGACAUGGCCACGCUUUUCCAGCUGCUUCAGAACAAGCCCUGCCCAUCUGAACCUGCUGCUGCCGGGCAUUCUGGGAUGAAGGGCCAAAACGGCUUCCGCUGGCCCAUAUUCAAGAUCCAGGCCAAUCUGCCCAACAGGGACCCCACUAACAUCAUCGCUAGGAAGCGCUCAAUUGAAGGAAGCUCUUAGAGUCGCACACGGCUCUCCAUUUGCAUCAUGCAUCACGCUGAUGUGUAUAAGUGGAAGAUGUUUAUUAGUGAUUAGUGCAUUAAAAAUGUAGUUUUAUUAAUGGGACACAACAGAAAUCUUUGCUUAGUUCACAAAAACCAACAACUACUUGAUUUUUUAACUGCAUUACAUUGAAUAUACAUGCCAAUGUUAUGUUUUAGACUUAUUUCAUUUUUGGUUUAUGGCCUUAUGCAAGAGAAUCUAAAUUGCGAUUGUGCAGGAUAUUAUGGAAAAAGGAAACCUGUCACUUUGACCAACUUGUAGUGGCAGGGCAGAAAUAUUUAUUAGUGUACACUGAAAAUAAUUUAUAUUUAUUUUUCCUACCAAAUGUAAUUUAUAUAGUUUAUUAUUGUUUAUUGUGAUCUGAGUCUGAAAUUCUUUAAGAGAUAGUGAGAGCGAAUACUACAUAUUUCUGGAUAUGUUUCAGAUAUGUUUCCUAUGCUGGCCAUGGGAAAUAUUAUACUAUACAUGAUUAUG
Ctenopharyngodon idella (grass carp) is the source of this 2477-nucleotide messenger RNA. RefSeq names its product stanniocalcin 1, like (gene stc1l). The coding region runs from base 1215 to 1961 and encodes 248 amino acids. Gene Ontology annotation, molecular function: hormone activity. Gene Ontology annotation, cellular component: extracellular region. The transcript has 4 exons. Gene Ontology annotation, biological process: intracellular calcium ion homeostasis. The record is from RefSeq and is a predicted model, not a curated record. Lineage: Eukaryota; Metazoa; Chordata; Actinopteri; Cypriniformes; Xenocyprididae.